Messenger RNA from Kickxella alabastrina, 1005 nucleotides. RefSeq lists its product as uncharacterized. The record is from RefSeq and is a predicted model, not a curated record. NCBI's taxonomy places the organism in Eukaryota, Fungi, Kickxellomycota, Kickxellomycetes, Kickxellales, Kickxellaceae. The transcript has 2 exons. The coding region runs from base 1 to 1005 and encodes 334 amino acids.
AUGGGCAAUAGUAGGCAACAGGAUAUCUUUCACAGUUGCAAAGAGGGAGCCGGCGUGCCAGAGGUUUGGCAAGAUGAUCUAAAUGAGACUAGACCCGCGAGACAAGGCGGACACAAUAAUUAUGGCUAUCACGGCGGUAAUAUACUCGCUGGACUUUGUCGCAAUCUUGUAUCUGCUGUGGAAUAUGAAAUAUCCGCCGCUCAAGGCCAAAAGCCCGAUUAUAAUGGCGUUGUUUCUUUCCAUACUACAGUCUGGGUCUCUACUUUCAGUUUGCUAUCUAUUGCUUGUGCCUCAUUAGCCUUUGAAACUGUCGUGCAGGUGCUGAAGCCCUCUAUAACGGCCUAUUAUGUUGAUCUGCUUGAUCUCUGCAACUACCACUUGUGGCUGCAGAUAUCUAUGUACACAUUCCUGUGGAUUACCGUGCUCAUAGGGGUAUUUGUGCAAUGGAAGAUCCGCAAUAUCAAGAGCUCGUUAAACAAGAGCUGUGAGAUGUUGAUCAUGUCCAUCGUUGUGGUCAUUGUGCUUGCGUUUGGCACAGUUAUGCGCUACAUACUGCUGCAGUACCACUUCGAUUUGUGUCUGCGUCUGAUAAACACUGCGUUAAACCAUCUUGCAGCGCACUCGAUGUGGUGGUUUAUAAUGGCGGUACCCAUUUACAAGUCGCUGUUUGACCGGCAGCGUUACCUUGACAGUUGGAUCCAAAAGCUACGCGACGAUGGGGUGCACAAGGAGUACGACAUCGACUUGACUGCAGUUGCUUACAACGAUCCUACAAUUUCGACUGCAUACAACAGGAACAUCAUGUUGAUGAUAACGAGAACCAAUGGCAACAAGAAGGGCGGCGCCUUUUAUGCAAUAGACAACAACGUUUACAACAGCAAGGAUGCCAGCUUUGGAGACGGCUCACAUCCCAAUCUGUACAAGCAUGUUGACUGCACGGCAGAUACAAAUACAAGCAUUGAAUACAGACAACAAUUUGAAACCGGUAGCGGCAGAGCUGUUUGA